This is a messenger RNA of Pseudopodoces humilis (Tibetan ground-tit), 2393 nucleotides long. RefSeq names its product CD200 receptor 1 (gene CD200R1). Gene Ontology annotation, cellular component: external side of plasma membrane. Lineage: Eukaryota; Metazoa; Chordata; Aves; Passeriformes; Paridae. Gene Ontology annotation, biological process: regulation of neuroinflammatory response. The record is from RefSeq and is a predicted model, not a curated record. Gene Ontology annotation, molecular function: signaling receptor activity.
AGGAGGAACCUCUCCAGCUUUGAGGAGCCAGUCGAUCAGGGGCAUGCACAGCUAAAGGAGAGGCAUGGGAAAGGGGGAGAGGAAACGCUGACACUGGCUGCUGAGGAUGUACUGGCAGGCAAGAAAUGCUCCCUGUUUCCACAGUUAAGUUGGCGGAGGGAUGGAUGGAGUGAUGGACCUGCCUGAGCCAUGAAAGGAGGAACCAACAUGAAGUUUGCUGGGAAGCCUGUGUAUGUUUUUGUGCUGCUUGCCAUCACCAUGGUCAUGAAAUUAGCAGGGAACAGCACAAUGUUAGUGACCGUAGGUAACAGCUUGGUUCUCAACUGCCCUAUCAAAGGACAAAUAAGUAUGCUAAGAUGGACAAUAACCCCCAAGGCUGGAGGCCCUUGCACCUUGGUAUACAGGACUGAUAAAAACAUGACACACAGAACAAACUGCAGUGACAACAUAGAUUGGAAAUUCAUAGCAGGUCCGGCUGCUGCCCUUGAGAUACAGCAAGUGGAACUAGCCCAGGAGGGAAAUUACAGCUGUGAAGUGGCAUCAACAGAUGGGAAUUUCCUCACGAUGUACCACCUGACUGUGCUGGCCCCCCCGAGGCUGAGCCUGUACUGUGAUGAGCAGGGCAGCCCGGUGUGCGAGGCAGCCGCGGGGAAACCACCGGCGCAGCUCUCGUGGGUCCCGGAGAGCAUCUUCUCUGCAGAGGAGACAGGCCACCACAACGGGACAGUGACUGUUCUCAGCAAGUUCACAGCGUGUAGCACCAAUGUAACCAAUGUCACCAGCUGCAUGGUGUCCCACCCAGCUGGGAACUGGAGCCAGUCCAUAGCCUGCUGUCCCUCAGAGAAAACCAACUUUUUCCUGUAUGCCGGCAUCAUUACUUGUGCUCUGAUCAUUAUCACCUUGCUGGCUGUCAUUUACUAUUUGAAGCUCCACAUUUAUAGACCAUGCUACAAAACCAAGCCUCCUGAAAUUGCUCCUAUACAUUCCCAACAGGAUGACACGAUGGAAGUGGAACCCUAUACUACUUAUGUGCAGAAGGAAAAUGUAAUUUACAACUCAGUGUCUGACCUGACAGUGGGGCAGAAUCUUCCACAAGACCUGUGUUCAGAAACAUGAGUGAUUCAAUAACCCCAGAAAAGGAAAGAGAUACUUUAUAGAAGACUGGUUAUAGAAAGAAACUUCUCAAAAAAUUUCCUCAGACUUUGGAGCACCAUAGAUCACUAGGUCUAUUCAAACACCUCUGCUUUCUGAUGAGUCCAUAAGUUCUUUUUUCCCCGUUUUCGUUUCUUCCUUGGUAAAAUGUGUUAUUCUUGGGAAGAUGUGACUGACCACAUACCAUAGUUUUUCCUGGAAAAGAAGUUGUGACCAGUCUUCCCUUUGCUGUUCUUGCCUUGGAGAUCCUAGUUUUGUCAGUCACUUGUAGUUGUUACUUGGAUGCAGUUGACACUAUGAUGCACAAGUUUGGGAGACCAGAGGAGUGUUCUGUCUCAACUAAAACAAAACACUCUUCCACCAACAGCCACUUUUUUCUAAUAUGUAUGUUAGUAACACAUUACCUGGGUACUGAUCUUCACUGAAUACCUCAAAUAGCAGAAGAAUAGUAGGGAAGACUUAGUUCUGAAAAUGGAAAUAGGGAUAAAUUUAGAAGGUCAUCCACUAAGAAGGAGACUGCACUAGCAUGACUAAUUCACUUCUUAGGUUCAUAUCCAGUAUUUCGAUAUGCCAUUAUGGGAUGCCAUCCAGAAGAAUCUGGACAAGAUAGGUAAGUGAGUCAAUGGGAAUCUCAUGAGAUUUAACAAGACCAAGUGCAAGGUGCUGCACCUGGACUGGGACAACCUCUGGUAUCCACACAGGAUGGGGCAUGAAUGGAUCGAGAGCAGCCCUUCUGAGAAGGGCUUGGGAUGAAUCAGAGUCUGGCCAUGAGCCAGCAAAGUGCACUUGCAUCCCAGAAAACCAAAUGUGCCCUGGGCUGCAUCCAAAGCAGCAUGGCUGGCAGGGGAAGGAGGGGAUUCUGCUCCUCUGUUCUGCUCUUGUGAGACCCCACCUGCAGAGUUGCACCCAGCUCUGAGGUCCCCAGCACAACCAGGACAUUGACCUGUUGGAGUAGAUCCAGAGGAGGCCAUCAAGAUGAUUAGAGGGACAGAACACCUCUCCUGUGAGGAAAGGCUGAGAGAGUUGGGACUGUUCAGCCUGGAAGAGAGUAGGCUUUGGGGUGACUGAAUUGUGGCCUUCCAGUACCUGAAGAGAACCUGCAAGAAAGAUGGAGAUGGACUUAUACAAGAGCAUGCAGUGACAGGGCAGUGGGGAAUGGAUUCACACUGAAAGAGAGUAGGUUUAGAUUAGAUAUCAGGAGGAAAUUUCUUUGAGGGUGGUGAGACACUGGAGCAGGUUGC